This is a messenger RNA of Tribolium castaneum (red flour beetle), 1047 nucleotides long. RefSeq names its product Mitochondrial Transcription Factor B1 (gene mtTFB1). NCBI's taxonomy places the organism in Eukaryota, Metazoa, Arthropoda, Insecta, Coleoptera, Tenebrionidae. Gene Ontology annotation, biological process: transcription initiation at mitochondrial promoter; rRNA methylation. The transcript is spliced from 2 exons. Gene Ontology annotation, cellular component: mitochondrial matrix. Gene Ontology annotation, molecular function: mitochondrial transcription factor activity; rRNA (adenine-N6,N6-)-dimethyltransferase activity. The coding region runs from base 1 to 996 and encodes 331 amino acids. The record is from RefSeq and is a predicted model, not a curated record.
AUGGCAGCGGCCAAUCUUAGGUUACCCCCCUUGCCCACAGUGAGGGACUUAAUUAAGUUGUAUAAGUUAAGGGCGUUACGUCAGCUAUCGCAAAACUUUCUUUUGGACGAAAGAAUCACCGACAAAAUCGUUAAAGCGGCUGGAAAUAUUCGGAAUCAUUAUGUUUGUGAAGUGGGCCCUGGGCCCGGCAGUAUAACCCGGUCCAUCAUCAGGAAGUGCCCCAAGAAGCUCAUCGUGGUGGAAAAGGACCCCCGAUUUGUGCCCAUCUUGGAGUUGCUUCAAGAAGCGAGUCAGAGUCACGUCAAAAUGGGGAUUAAAAUUCAGGAUAUCCGGGAUUUUAAUUUCGAGGAGGGUUUUGCGGGCGCUCCUGCACGCGAGUGGACGGACUACCCGCCCCCCAUUCACCUCAUUGGCAAUCUGCCCUUCAGCGUUUCAACGAAUUUGAUUAUCCGGUGGUUACAUGCGAUUUCGGAGCAAAGGUCGGCUUGGAGUUUUGGGCGCUCUACCAUGACCUUGACGUUCCAGAAGGAAGUUGCUGAAAGGAUUGUCGCUCCAGUGACUCAUGAACAGAGAUGCAGACUCUCUGUAAUGUGCCAGUUCUGGUGCGAUGUGGAACACAAAUUCACUAUUCCAGGGAGGGCUUUUGUCCCCAAACCGGAUGUUGAUGUCGGGGUUGUAACACUGGUUCCUAAGAAGCAUCCGUUGGUGAAGUUACCGUUUAAAACGGUUGAGAAAAUUCUCAGGACUGUCUUCAAUAUGCGGCAAAAGUGGUCCAUCAAGGGCGGGGGCAGGCUGUUCCCAGAGGAUAAGCGGGACGAACUAGCUGUUAAACUGUUUGCUCUGGCUGAUGUCGACUCACGAAUUCGCCCUUUCGAAAUAUCAAACGAAGAAUUCGCCCGCAUUUGCUACGCCUACAAAGUAAUCUGUGAGGAAGACCCCGAAAUUGAAAGCUACGACUUUAGAGCCCCUAAAAAGUUGAAUGUUGUUGCUGGGUAGUCUGGUUUGUUAGUCAUUUGUUUAGUGUUGAUUAAUAAAAAUUAAUUUCAA